Penaeus indicus is the source of this 2472-nucleotide messenger RNA. RefSeq names its product muscarinic acetylcholine receptor DM1-like (gene mAChR-A). The record is from RefSeq and is a predicted model, not a curated record. Gene Ontology annotation, biological process: G protein-coupled receptor signaling pathway, coupled to cyclic nucleotide second messenger; chemical synaptic transmission; adenylate cyclase-inhibiting G protein-coupled acetylcholine receptor signaling pathway. NCBI's taxonomy places the organism in Eukaryota, Metazoa, Arthropoda, Malacostraca, Decapoda, Penaeidae. The coding region runs from base 1 to 2472 and encodes 823 amino acids. Gene Ontology annotation, cellular component: synapse; plasma membrane; dendrite. The transcript is spliced from 9 exons. Gene Ontology annotation, molecular function: G protein-coupled acetylcholine receptor activity; G protein-coupled serotonin receptor activity.
AUGGCCGACGAGGGACUAAAGCUCUUUCCUUACUACCGUUACAUCAUCAACGAAUCCGACUACCCCGACGCCUCCCUUAACUACGAGGAGAUCCAGCGGUGGGCCAACGAGAUAUUCGACAGCACCACCGCCGGCCUGGGAGAGCCUUUACCCCCGGCCGAUGCGCUCGAACACACGCCCACCAGAAUACAGGAGGUGACAGCCUCGUCACUCUCCCUCGUGUACAACCUCACCAGCAGUCUUGAUCUCGGCCUCAACUGGUCCUCACAACCCCUCGUGCCUUCAGGAGGCUUCGACCCCGCCUCCAACUGGUCCUCAAGCCUCGACCUCGAUGCCAUCGACAUCCUCAACGGGAACCAGUCCACAGGAACAUCCUACGGGCCCGAUUUCAAUGGUUCCUUAGAUACUCUAGCUGGAGGGUACAAUGGAACAAACUACACAUCUCCUGCAACAGAGCAUGCUCCUAUACCGGAUAGAUACUCCAUUUAUGAGGUCAUCCUCAUAGCCGUAUUCGCCGGGUUCCUGUCCAUCGCGACUCUGCUGGGCAACUUGAUGGUAAUGAUUAGCUUCAAGAUUGACAAACAGCUUCAGACCAUUAGUAACUACUUCCUAUUCUCGCUGGCCGUGGCGGAUAUCACUAUAGGCAUGGUUUCGAUGCCUUUGUUUACCCUGUACACGCUGCUGGGUUACUGGCCUCUUGGACCGCUCAUCUGCGACACCUGGCUUGCCCUCGACUACCUGGCUUCUAAUGCAUCGGUUCUCAACUUGCUUAUCAUAUCCUUCGAUAGAUAUUUCAGCGUGACACGACCCCUCACGUACCGGGCCAAGCGAACGACCCGACGCGCGGCUGUCAUGAUCGGGUCAGCCUGGAUCAUCUCCCUCAUUUUGUGGCCUCCUUGGAUCUACUCGUGGCCACAUAUCGAAGGCCGGAGGACUGUCCCGGAGAACGAGUGUUACAUCCAGUUCAUCGAGACGAACGAGUACGUCACCUUCGGCACAGCCAUCGCGGCCUUCUACCUGCCCGUGACGGUGAUGUGCGGCCUCUACUGGCGUAUCUGGAGGGAGACCGAGAAACGCCAGAAGGACCUGACCAAUCUGCAGGCGGUGAAGAAGGACCCGAGUAAAAGGUCCAACUCUAGUGAGGCCGAGGAGGUGGUGGAACCCGAAGACUGGAAGAGACAGCGUUCGGAGUCCUCAACAGCCAUGGAUGAGAUCGAGACCACGUACGUGCCGACGGCGCUCGUCAUGGACAACACUAAGUAUGCCUCGCAGGGCCGCGACGUGGGGAAGGCCGCCGGGUGCUGCCGCGGCCUUGCCUCCUGCAUCAAGCGCACCGUCGACCGCGAGGACACCAGCACCCAGGCCGCAGGACACCGAGCAGGAUACCACACCCCGGGCUACCACACGCCGGGCUACCACACCCCCGGCUACCACACCCCCGGCUACCACACCCCCGGCUCCGUCGAGACGUCGCUGCCGUCGUCCGUGUCGCGCUGCACGUCCCUUAACUACAUCCGCGAGCCGAUGAGCGUCACGCCCACCAGGUACAGGCAGAACUCCAUGAUCCCCCUCGUGGAGCGAGCUGAGCGCCCCGACCACCACCACCACCACCACCACCAUCACCACCACGGCGCCUCCACGCUCCCCCGGGCGGAGAGCACCCUGGGCGUGGGCGCCCGCGGCCAGGUCGGGGGGCGCCUGCAGGCCCGCUCCCACUCGUCGGACUCCGUGUACACCAUUCUGAUCCGCCUCCCGCACGACCCCUCGCAGGACGGGCCUCUGCACCCGCCCUCCAUCCUGAUGAUCGAGGAGGAGGGCCAGGAGGGCGGCGGCUCGGGCGGUGGCCACAAGCUGCGCUUCGACAGGGGCACGUCGCCCCUGGCCCGCCGCGGCGACUCCGUGUGCUCGGACCCCAGCGGCCAGGCGACCAGGGUGGAGUGCUCGCUGCACCCCGGGGGGCCGGAGGGCACGUCCCCGGUCCCCCUGCGCAGGACUUCACACGCCCCCGACAUCAAGAUCCCGCUCAACGCCAAGAUCAUCCCCAAGCAGCUGGCCAAGAACUCCGGCGCGGGAGGCACGGGCGCCGGGGGCGGGGCCACGGGCGGCGGCGCCAACGCGGGCGGCGGCAUCGGCUCCGCAGGCAAGAAAAAGAAGAAGAAGAAGAACCAGGAGAAGAAGCAGGACCGCAAGGCCGCCAAGACGCUGUCGGCCAUCCUGCUGACGUUCAUCGUGACGUGGACGCCGUACAAUGUGCUGGUGCUCCUCAAGACCCUAAUGGCCUGCAACGCCGACGACUGCAUCCCGCGCCAGCUGUGGGACUUCUCCUACUACCUGUGCUACAUCAACUCCACCAUCAACCCCAUGUGCUACGCCCUCUGCAACGCCGCCUUCAGGAGAACCUACGUAAGAAUCCUGACGUGUAAAUGGCACAGCCGUCGCAAGCAGGGAGUCCAAAGAGGAUAUUACAGCUGA